Salvelinus fontinalis (brook trout) is the source of this 8149-nucleotide messenger RNA. Its product is annotated as EH domain-binding protein 1-like protein 1. Gene Ontology annotation, molecular function: protein binding. Bases 611 to 6454 code for a protein of 1947 amino acids. The record is from RefSeq and is a predicted model, not a curated record. NCBI's taxonomy places the organism in Eukaryota, Metazoa, Chordata, Actinopteri, Salmoniformes, Salmonidae. The transcript is spliced from 23 exons.
GAUAGGCAAAAAGAAGAUAAAAGACAGGGAAUUUUGCAUACUGCCGCGUCAUCAAUGCUUUGCAACCGCUCCCCCUUCUUUAUCUGCAGCCUACAGACUCAACAAAUGAUACCACUUGGAGAGUUUAUUACACUGUCAGUAUAACGUAGCCUAAAAUGUGUUAUGGUGGCUUUAUCGGACAGUUUUAUUUCCCUGGCUGGGCGAAGGACAGCUAUUAUAUACCUGGAUGAAUUGUCGACACUGUCUUUUAACUCGGGAAUGCUUAUUGUGGACGAGCAGUUGCUUUUAGGAUAUUUGUUUUUCCUUAUUCUGACCAUGUGGAAGUGUUAAAAUGCGCACGACAGUGGAUUCGGUUCCGCUUAUAAAUACUGUAUUUAAUAAUUACUGUAGUUCCGUGCUACAUGUUUUUUUCCUUCGAUGCGUUUAGUUGAUGGCGACAGUUUUAUGUGACUCAACUCAACUUUGUCACCUGCGGCUGUUCCUUUUGAACACGGGCAGCUUGAAGACAACGGUUUUACACACUACGAACUGUCAUUGAACAACCAUCCCGAAAAGAGUUACAAGAAAGUGGAACUUACUUUCUAAAACUUUGUAAUACCUCAACCAAAUUAUGACUUCGGUUUGGAAAAGAUUACAACGCGUUGGCAAGAAAGCUUCAAAAUUCCAGUUUGUGGCGUCUUAUCAAGAACUUGUGUUGGAAUGCACGAAGAAAUGGCAACCAGAUAAAGUCAGGGUGGUUUGGACCAGAAGAAAUAGGCGUAUGUGCUCUAAGCUUCAUGGAUGGCAGCCGGGCAUCAAGAACCCCUACAGGGGGAUGGUGGUUUGGCCCGUACCUGAAAACGUGGAUAUCUCCCUCACACUCUUCAGGGAUCCCCAUUCUGAUGUGUUUGAAGACAAAGACUGGACAUUUGUCAUUGAGAGUGAGACAAAGGGUCAACGUAAGGUGUUGGCUGCAGUGGACGUGAAUAUGAAGAAGUUUGCCAGUGCCACUCCCACUCAGCAAGACCUGACAUUGAAGCUGAAGCCCCUGUCUGUCAAGGUGGUGGAGGCCACUCUGAAGCUCUCCCUGUCCUGUGUGUUUGUCAGAGAGGGGAAAGCCACCGACGAAGACAUGCAGAGCCUGGCCAGUCUGAUGAGUGUCAAACCCACAGACAUCGGUAACCUUGACGACUUCAACGAGAGUGAUGAGGAGGAAGACAGGAGGUCUAGUGCUGGAGCUAGCAUUAUCAAAGCUGCCGCAGAAAUACAGAGGGAGUUGAAGACUCUCACAGAAGAGGAAUACCACAGUCCUACUCUUGGUCCGAAACUGUCAGAGCAGCAGACGCCGUCUGUCUCCAGUGAGAAUGUUCCCCUGGCUCUGAGAGGGGACGAGUCUCCUCGCUCCCCCAGGACCGUCAGGAUCGCGAACCAACAAGCCUCCAUAGAGAAAACUGUGGGGUUGAAAGAUGCCAGUACCAUUAAAACUGUGGGGUUGAAAGAUGCCAGUACUAUUAAAGGUUCUGGGCAAGAUGGCGACCCAGCAACUGAUGUUCCUGGCCCUAUUCACACAGAAGUCUCAGCAGAGCUUAUUCCAGCGCUCCCUCCUCCAUGGCCUUUCUCUAGCCCAGAGACAGAAGCACCAGAGAGCACUACCCAUACAGAGCCUUCUACCAGCAUCCUGGGAGCUUUUAGUGCUGAUAACACGCCAUUGGCUGAAAAGAAGCCUGACUUUAAACAGAAAUCCAAUGAGACCAAAGAAGUGCCUUCUCAACCUGCCAAAUCAGAGGACAACUCUGCCUCAACCCCGGGUGAAAAACCUUUUAGUGCAGACAAGCCUCCAUUGGCUGAGCUCGACCUUGAUGACAUAAUCAUAGAGACGUCUGAUCCGUCAGUCAUGGCCGGUAACUUAUUUUUGGAGGACAAUGCAGAUGAAGAAACAUCAAAAGUGGGCGCAGUAAAGAGGUCACCAUUCAGCACCUUGAUGACUGAAAUGGAUCAUCAGGAUGGAAGUGUUGAACAGACAGCUGAUCCAGAGUCGACUGGAGUGCCAACAUCAAUGGAGCUCCACGUAGAGCACGGCCCAGUUGACACAAAGACACUUCCAGAGAUUGGAAACAUCACGUGUGGAGAUGCAGCUGAGAAGCACACCAAAGGCCUAGAGCAGCCUGUUGAUAAGAAGCAGGGGAAACAGAGCCCAGUGCCUCAUUCACCUUGUUUAUAUGACCUCAACAGGUCAGAUGAAGACAAGGAAAUUAUGAAAAACAUGGCUGCUCUGAAGGCAGGUCCUCCCAGCAAAGACAAGGAAAUUAUGAAAAGCAUGGCUGCCCUGAAGGCAGGUCUUCCCAGCAAAGACAAGGAAAUGAAAAUGCCAAUCAAAGAGAAAAGGCCGUCGUGGGCUGAGGAGGUUAUGGGCUCCAAAGAGAAUGUUAAGAAACAGAUGGACCAUCAACCUCGGUAUGAGAAGGCCUCAUUAUCACAAGCUGAUGAGCACAAAUCAGCCACUCUGGAAGUUCAAGUGAACAAGAGUGUAGAGGAGUCACAUAGUUCUGAAUGGAACGCAGUGAAAGAGGAAGCAGGCGUUUUGGAAGAACACAGAAGAGAUGCUAACUGUGUUCUGAAAGAGCGUUCUUCUGACCAUGUGUCAUCAAAAGCAGAAAUGUUUCCCUUGUCAGGCAGUGUCAGUGUAGAUAAAACCAUAGAAAUAGAUGUACUAUCAAACAGUAGUUAUUCCAUUUCUAUGGGUAAAACCAUGGAUGCUACUCCAGUAAGCCUAGAGACACCCAAAAUGCCUGAUACCCCGCAAUAUGAAGUCCUUGCACCUAUGAUCCAAUUGAGAUUCACAUUAGACACCAUAGCUGAGGAUGUAAUGGAGAAUGUAGAACUGCCAGAGAAGACAGACCCACAGCUUCAGCCUCCAACAGAGGCCCUGGAGCAGCCAGAGGUUCCACUCUGGAAGGCCCUGGAGGAGAAAGCUAAUGAUCAGGAACCAGAGCAGGACUCUGGAGAAGUGAUGAUCAAAGAUGAAGUCCUCAGGGAGGAACAGGGGGAAGUAGAUGAGAACAUGUUAGUGCCAGAUGUAGAAUCACUGGAGACAGGCUCAGACAAAGAUGUUAAGCCAGAAGCUGCUAUUAUCAGAGUUGAGGGUCACAAGCAAAUCAUCUCAGAUGAAUCAGAGCUGCUCCAGAUGCCAGCUUCCCCAGAGCCCACUACACAGUCUUCAGCUACCCCAGACCCCACUGCCCAGUAUUCUGCUACCCCAGAGCCCACUACACAGUCUUCAGCUACCCCAGAGCCCACUACCCAGUAUUCUGCUACCCCAGAGCCCACUGCCCAGUAUUCUGCUACCCCAGAGCCCACUGCCCAGUAUUCUGCUACCCCAGAGCCCACUACCCAGUUUUCUGCUACCCCAGAGCCCACUACCCAGUAUUCUGCUACCCCAGAGCCCACUACACAGUCUUCAGCUACCCCAGACCCCACUACCCAGUAUUCUGCUACCCCAGAGCCCACUGCCCAGUAUUCUGCUACCCCAGAGCCCACUACCCAGUAUUCUGCUACCCCAGAGCCCACUACCCAGUAUUCUGCUACCCCAGAGCCCACUACCCAGUCUUCUGCUACCCCAGAGCCCACUACCCAGUCUUCUCCUACCCCAGAGCCCACUACCCAGUCUUCUCCUACCCCAGAGCCCACUGCCCAGGCUUCAGCUACCCCAGAGCCCACUGCCCAGUCUUCAGCUACCCCAGAGCCCACUGCCCAGUCUUCUGCUACCCCAGAGCCCACUACCCAGUCUUCUGCUACCCCAGAGCCCACUACCCAGUCUUCUGCUACCCCAGAGCCCACUACCCAGUCGUCUGCUACCCCAGAGCCCACUACUCAGUCUUCUGCUACCCCAGAGCCCACUACCCAGUCUUCUGCUACCCCAGAGCCCACUACCCAGUAUUCUCCUACCCCAGAGCCCACUACCCAGUCGUCUGCUAUCCCAGAGCCCACUACCCAGUAUUCUGCUACCCCAGAGCCCACUACCCAGUCUUCUGCUAUCCCAGAGCCCACUAUCCAGUCUUCUCCUACCCCAGAGGCCACAGUGACCCAGUCUUCUGCUAUCCCAGAGCCCACUACCCAGUCUUCUGCUACCCCAGAGCCCACUACCCAGUCUUCUGCUACCCCAGAGCCCACUACCCAGUCUUCUGCUACCCCAGAGCCCACUACCCAGUCUUCUGAAUCACUUAGAAAACAGAUGAUUGAAGAGGAAAAUGGUAAAGACAGUGUACCGUCAAUAUCGACUACACCUCCUCUGGAUCUCCCCACGAAGGCUGUCGGUAGCUCCACCAUGGAGCGCACAUUGCUGUUAGACACGCCUGUGUCAGUGGAAGGAGACAUUUCUCCAGCUGGAGAGUCAGAUGUUAAGAAGGAAGAGGGGCCGUGCGAUAUGAAGUGUCCUCCCAGUAGGGAGGCUGUAACUGAGGCAGAAAGGCCUCUGUGGGCUACUUUAGAGGAGGAAACUAAGGAGAAGGGGACAGAGGGAAUAGGCAUGAGCACAUUGGAACCAACAAAGAAUACCUUGCAAACAGGAUCUGAGACGGCUGAGGGGGGGGGAAAGUCCAGUGGCCUGGCUGUCCCAACAAGAUGCUCUAAGAAAGCUUCUCAGCCAUCCUCACCAGACACCACAACCCAGGGCAACAUCCAGGGUAACAUCCAGGGUAACAUCCAGGGUAACAUCCAGGGUAACAUCCAGGGUACCAUCCAGGGUAACAUCCAGGGUACCAUCCAGGGUAACAUCCAGGGUAACAUCCAGGGUAACAUCCAGGGUAACAUCCAGGGUAACACCCAGGGUAACACCCAGGGUAACAUCCAGGGUAACAUCCAGGGUACCUCAGGCAGUGAAGAGCCACAGUCCAAUGGACAGACCCCAGCAGAUAAGGAGGUCCCUUAUGGUCAAGCAUCAGAUGCGGUUGUUCCUCCUCGACGCAGCAAGAAGAAACCCCUUCCCUUUCCUGUGAUCUUCCAGGAAGUUGCCCCAGAGGCCUCCACUCCCACUGCGGACAGGGACGAAGCCCAUGGGAAGGAUGUGUUCUUUUUCUGCCAGGAGAUGCCUGGUCCUCUGCCCAGUCCUGGUCUUGUGUCCUCCAGCAAGUCUUUACUGGAGUGGUGCCAGGAGGUUACAAAGGGUUAUACGGGAGUGAAGGUCACUAAUUUUAACACCUCUUGGCGCAAUGGUCUGGCUUUCUGUUCCAUCCUACACCACUUCUAUCCUGACAAGAUAGCUUUUGAGGCACUGGAACCCAACGAUAUCAACUUAAACAACAAGAAGGCCUUUGAUGGCUUCGCUGCGCUGGGCAUCUCCCGACUGCUGGAGCCCUCAGACAUGGUGCUGCUCUCUGUGCCAGACCGCCUGAUCGUCAUGACUUACCUGAGUCAGAUCCGCACCCACUUUACGGGGCAGGAGCUGAGUGUCCUUCAGAUAGAGCACAACAGCAGCCAGUCCAGCUAUGCAGUGACUGAGCCCAGUGAGGGUUCGGAUGUGGAUGCUGCUGCUCGCUUCUGUGCCCGCAAGUUACAGGAAGGUAGCAUCUCCCUGGAGGACAGUGCUACAGAACAGGCCUCUAAGCCCAAUGGGAGCCUAGUGCCACCCCCCCGGACUAAACGGGUGACAAAAGUGGAAGAGAAGGGAAGCGGAGCUGGUGAUUUGGAUGGGGGAACGGGAGAGACACAGACCCCCGUUCCUCCACCCAGGUCACACACCUCUGCAGCCAAAUCAGGAUUUGGUCACGUAAGAGACGCCGACCUGGUGAAGAAAAGACGCUUGCGGCUGAAGAGUGAGUCCAUGGAUGAAGGGGAUGUGGUGGAGCAGCAGAGUAGCACAUCUAGGAGCACAGAGUCAGCUGAAAGUGUAUCAGACAGAGAAGUGAAGAAUGUCUCCUCAGAAUCCGAGUCAAGGAGCCCAGCACAAGUCCAGGAGUCCAGUGUCCCAAGCCAGGAGGAGGCUACUCUGGACACCAGUCAGUAUGUGCUGAGUGAGCUGCAAGCCCUGGAGACUGAACAGAAGCACAUCGACAACCGAGCAGGCAUCGUGGAGAGGAGACUCAGAAGACUGAUGGAAUCAAGUAGCGACCGUGACGAGGAAGAGAAACUGAUCCAGGAGUGGUUCACUCUGGUCAACAAGAAGAACGCCCUGAUCAGGAGACAGGAUAAUCUGGAGCUGCUGCAGGAGGAGCAGGACUUGGAGAAACGAUUUGAACUACUGAAUAGAGAACUUAGAGCCAUGAUGGCCAAUGAAGAGUGGCAGAAGACUAAGGCCCAGCAGCACCGGGAGGAGCUUCUACUGCAGGAACUGGUCUCUCUGGUCAACCAGCGGGACGAGCUGGUCAGGGACUUGGACGCCAAGGAGAGAGGUGCCGUUGAGGAGGAUGAGCGUUUGGAGCGGGGGCUGGAGCUUAGACGCAGGAACUUCAGCAACAAAGACAAGUGUGUGCUGCAGUGAGAGUAGGGACGACAAUGACAAAUAGCGCAGUGCCUUAAAUACCAACCCAUCUAGAACUAAACCUCCUCAGUCUCUGCUUCAAACCAAGCUCUCAGUCACUCAGCAACCUACAAUAUGAAACACUCCUAGACAAACAUGUCACCACAGCAACAAAUCCUUAACUGGGAUUUUGGGACUGAUCGUUAAUAAACAAUUAUACCCCCGGAGGUGCUGGGGCUGUGUGCCUUCCCUUUUGGAGAUACUUGAAGAAAUAAAUCCCUCUGUACCUUGAGGUAAGAGACUGGGAAGGUCGCCCAUCCAUGGAGUACUUUUGAUUGAGAAACGAGGACCUUUCCAAUUCAGUCUGUCAAUGUGCCUUACUCUGUAAUUCAAUAGACAGAAAGCCCACUGUACAAACAAAUGUGUUGUAUACUUUUAGACCGCCAUGAAGCUAAGAGGUUCAGAUGUAUAGGCCAUCAGUGUUUAUUUUUACAUCUAUAAACAUCUCACUGAUGUCAUCAACAAUAUAAGAGAACUUUGCCUGAAUGCUUUGGUGGAACUGGCUAUGAAAUGAACGGUCUGGUGUUUAGACACAAAAUAAUCAGGCCUCUCUGUAUACAGGAGGGUUUGAUCAUAUCAGGCCUCUGUGUAUACAGGAGAGUUUGGUAACAUCAGGCCUCUGUGUAUACAGGAGGGUUUGGUAACAUCAGCUCUGUGUUUUACUUUGGACCCAGAUGUUUGAUGAAAGAAUCAAGUUUAUGAGAGUAUCACGUCUUGAUGACUUCUGGUGAUGACUUGUAAUUGUGUUUUAUCAAUCUUUCUUUUAUUUAUGAAUUGAACAUGUGCAUGAGAAAUGUUUGGGUUAGGUGUGUCAAAUUACAAGUGGCAUGAACAGUCAGCUCUAACCAGAAAUGAAAGAAAAAGAGAAUAGUGAAUAAAGGUGAAACUAGUUGUAGACAGAGGCUAGUAGUCCUACUUGGAAAACAUACAUACCAUCCUGUAUAUAAUACUGUAUAUCCUUCUAUUAUUCUGAGUCUCCCAAGUGGUGCAGCGGUCUAAGGCACUGCAUCUCAGUGCUAAAGGUGUCACUACAGACCCUGGUUUGAUUCCAGGCUGUGUCACACCUGGCUGUGAUUGGGUGGCACACAAUUUUCCCAGUGUUGUCCGAGUUAGGGUUUGGCAGGGGUAGGCCGUCAUUGUAAAUAAGAAUUUUUUCUUAAGACUUGCCUAGUUAAAUCAAAUUUAAAUGAAUUACCUGGCACUGCAGUUCUUUCAAUGUUUUUUUUAUUUUAGCAAAGACCUGUCAAAUUGUCUAGUAUUAAUAGUCAACAUUUACCAAUGGCUUGUUAGAUGUUAUGUGCUAUUAUCAUAGAUGAUGAUUCCUAUUAUUCAUGGUGUUAUUAAUAUUCUGAUUAUUUUCUUAACUAUUUCAAUUUUUGUUUUGUCUUCUGCAUUGUUGGAAAGGGCCCUUAGGUAAGCGUUUCAUUGUUAGUCAACACUUCUUCUUUUUUUACGAAGCAUGUGACAUUUUUGGGGGGUGUAGAUCUGAAAAUGUAAUGAUGUGACAAUAAAAUAUUACUUUGUCCAAGCCUCUUUUUAGAAAGGAUAUGCAAUGUUUUGUUUAAACCCGUGAAUGAUACAUAAUACAUUUUAAGAGUUUGUUUGAAUAUGUUUUCUCUAAUUUGUUGUCAUAUUAAAUUAUGUGGUACUUCUUCA